UAGUUGCAAAACCGAACGUUUGGAAACUGUUUGGACUAAUGAUUACACCCCUGGACUUCCAGUUCCGCUUGCAUUUUUGUGCGUCGGAGAGCGAAAAUGGGAGUAGAGAUCGAGACCAUAACCCCGGGUGAUGGCCAGACAUUUCCCAAAAAAGGGCAGACAUGCGUUGUGCAUUAUGUCGGCUCACUGACUGAUGGAACCAAGUUUGACUCAUCCCGGGACAGAGGCACGCCUUUCAAGUUCAAGAUUGGCAAGCAGGAGGUGAUCCGUGGCUGGGAGGAGGGGGUUGGCCAGAUGAGCGUGGGCCAGAGGGCGACCCUGACCUGCACGCCGGACUUCGCCUAUGGCAGCAAAGGGCACCCUGGCAUCAUCCCACCCAACUCUACACUAAUCUUUGAUGUGGAGCUGAUGGGCCUGGAGUGAAGCCUGUGUGCACUCGUUACGUGUUUAAUUCCACUCAGAUUUUCAGGGUUGACUCCUAUCUCGGGAACAUGGAGGAAAAGGCUAAAGGAAGAUGAAUGCACUUGACUCCUGUAAAAGACUGUCUAAUAGCUUCAGCACUUCACUCUCCUUUCCAUUUAGAUUCAAAUGUGUUUUUGUCGCUUGCUUAAUACCUUAUCCUUGAUGCUUGUCUUAGAACACCCUAACAAGUCAUAGGCCAUACCUUUCAGAUAUCAUGUCAUUUUAUUCUGUUAUGUAUGUUUAUGGUAUUGUUUUUUUCUUUUUACUUCAAAUUUGUAAGUUAUGCCUGCCAUCAGGGGUAGGUACAGACACAAUUUGGGAUAAAGUAUCAUUACACAAAUAUUACAUUUGAUCUCAUUCUUGUGGCUCCGCGAGUGGCCUUCCUUUAGCAACUUUUUUGAAAAUGUGGACAUAAUUGAUUAAAAAAAAAAGACUGUUUACCUAAAUGGAUCGGGUAAUGUAAUUUGGAUUACAGAAGUUGACUUAAAUUAAUAUUAGUGAUGUUUUGAUAUAGAUUUUUUCUCAGUUGCAUCAACUUUCUGUAUAAAACACUGAAUAGCAUGGCACACACUCUGUUGGCAAGACCAUAUAUAUAUAUAUAAAAAUGUGUAAUUAAAGGUCAUUAUUAUAGUACAGAACUUGCAGAGUAUGCUGACAUGUAUAGGCUCCUCUCAACAAAAUUGGUCAAUUUCCUAUGGUGUGUUUGAAUAAAAUAUCAUCCUUUAAACACCCA
Salmo salar (Atlantic salmon) is the source of this 1195-nucleotide messenger RNA. RefSeq names its product peptidyl-prolyl cis-trans isomerase FKBP1A. Gene Ontology annotation, biological process: protein peptidyl-prolyl isomerization. Gene Ontology annotation, molecular function: peptidyl-prolyl cis-trans isomerase activity. The record is from RefSeq and is a predicted model, not a curated record. Lineage: Eukaryota; Metazoa; Chordata; Actinopteri; Salmoniformes; Salmonidae. Gene Ontology annotation, cellular component: sarcoplasmic reticulum membrane; cytoplasm.